AUGGCUUGCGUCCGCUUAUCCACCCCUUCCGCGUCUCUGAUGAUAUUUACCGGCGUUUGUGACACAGCUGGAUCUCGCAAACACUCCCGUCGGAUUCGUGAGGCGAAUAUACACGGCGGUUUGCCCGAAGAUGAGGCAAGCGGACGCUGCGGUACCAGACGGAGAUGGAAUACCGCUUAUCCGACAGGAUGUUGUCCCUCAUACGGCUACUGCAAGAACGGAGCUUCUGUGCUGAACCAUCAGCAUAAUGCGGUGCUGCGGCGCAUUCAGAGUACUAACAGGAUGCGAAAGACUGCGUGUACACCGAUGCAUAGCCAUCACCAGGCUGACUACGCCUCUAUCGCACCAGCACACCUUGACAGAUCGAACAGUGGCACAGGCUACAAUUCGUCUCGGAGGCUUGACGAUAUCUUCCCGCCUGAUGCAUCUGCAUCUGGAUUUACGUGCAGAUGGCGGUACACGAAACGCGGCACAAGCGACAUGGCCGCUUGCACUGCGUACGGUGACACAAAAGGGUAG
This is a messenger RNA of Alternaria alternata, 519 nucleotides long. RefSeq lists its product as hypothetical. The transcript is spliced from 3 exons. The record is from RefSeq and is a predicted model, not a curated record. The coding region runs from base 1 to 519 and encodes 172 amino acids. NCBI's taxonomy places the organism in Eukaryota, Fungi, Ascomycota, Dothideomycetes, Pleosporales, Pleosporaceae.